AUGCUGAUAUUACCUAAGGCUUUUGCAUUGACACGGAAGCUUGGUGUUGCCCAAGCAGCUAUAGCAGAUAUGGCAAAUGACUGUGGGAUAGCUCCAAAGGCAACAAUUGAGUUUAUGGCUAGACAAGUUGAUGAAGAUAGGCGAUACCGGCGGUGUUUUGGAGUAUUUAUAAAAGCUGAUUUUAGAGCAACUCAAAGUACUCUAUCUUUGUCCUAUUCCGGUAGAAAUGUUGAAGCAUGCAGCAUGUACACCCCAAAAGUGUUUGUAUUAUUUCAGAAGGAGCUAAGCAAGGGUCAUGAUUGUAACUUGAACAAACUUGGUGAGAGUGGAAUAAUAACUGAAUAUGAUAUCAGUCCUUAUGGCAAGGAGGAUCAACACCAUCUUGUUACAUACGACUCAUCAACAGAUAUGGCGUUGUGUAGCUGUAAGAAAUUUAAGUUUGUAGGAUUGUUAUGUUCACAUGCACUUAAAGUUCUUUCCUCAAACCACGUUAUGAGAAUUCCGGAGAAAUACAUAUUGAAAAGGUGGACAAAGAAUGCAAAAUCAGGGAGUACAACUACUUGUGCAUGGACAAGCUUGAUAGAAGAUCCAAAGGCAAUGAUGGGAAGACGAUACAAGGAGUUGUGUCGCUUGUGUACCCAAUUGGCAACAAGAGCUGCGGAAACAGAGGAAACUUAUAAUAUUGCUUUGGAUUGUCUUAAAAAAGUUGCGGAAGAAGUGGAUGCAAGUUUGACCGGAGAAAGUUUUCAUGGAACCUUGAAUGCCGAUAAUAGUGCAUCUCUGGAGAAUGAAGCUACCCUUGGUGAAGGAAUUGAGAAAAGAGUUAUAGGGUCGAAAGUUAAAGAGAGAGCUACUGGAAGGUCUAGCGAAAGGCAAGAAAUGCUCUUGAAAGGGCCAUUAAGUCUAAAAGAACUCCAGUAUAUAAUUUGA
Molecule: messenger RNA, 930 nt
Organism: Rhododendron vialii
Lineage: Eukaryota; Viridiplantae; Streptophyta; Magnoliopsida; Ericales; Ericaceae
Product: protein FAR1-RELATED SEQUENCE 9-like
Exons: 3
Coding region: 1-930 (309 amino acids)
Biological process (GO): regulation of DNA-templated transcription
Molecular function (GO): zinc ion binding
Source: RefSeq, a predicted model, not a curated record